Vitis vinifera (wine grape) is the source of this 921-nucleotide messenger RNA. RefSeq lists its product as uncharacterized. The coding region runs from base 210 to 770 and encodes 186 amino acids. NCBI's taxonomy places the organism in Eukaryota, Viridiplantae, Streptophyta, Magnoliopsida, Vitales, Vitaceae. Gene Ontology annotation, cellular component: cytosol; cis-Golgi network membrane; TRAPP complex. The record is from RefSeq and is a predicted model, not a curated record. Gene Ontology annotation, biological process: intra-Golgi vesicle-mediated transport; endoplasmic reticulum to Golgi vesicle-mediated transport. The transcript has 5 exons.
GAUUGCCAUAGUUUUAGAAAUAUUUUCGUUAGAGGAGUGUUUUUAAUUUUUAUUUAUUUAUUUUUAAAACUAGUGUAUUUGUGCAAUAAGCCCCACUUCUUUUCUUCAUUUGUAGAAGCUACUCUCUUUAAACGAAUCAAGCCAUUGAAUCAACAUCGGCUCAGUUCUCCAUCCCCAUAUUCGUCCUUUCACUUCUAACUCCAGCUUCCAUGGCUCCCGCUGCUCCAAGAUCUGGAGAUGCAAUAUUCGCUAACGUUGAGCGCGUGAAUGCGGAACUGUUCACACUAACCUAUGGUGCGAUCGUGCGUCAACUGCUUACGGAUCUGGAGGAGGUUGAAGAAGUCAACAAACAGCUCGAUCAAAUGGGUUAUAAUAUUGGAAUUCGAUUGAUUGAUGAGUUUCUAGCAAAAUCUAACGUCUCCAGAUGCGUCGACUUCAAGGAGACAGCUGAAGCAAUUGCAAAGGUUGGUUUCAAAAUGUUCUUGGGGGUCACUGCAUCAGUGACCAAUUGGGAUGCUGAUGGUACAAGUUGCAGUCUUGUUUUGGAGGAUAAUCCACUGGUAGAUUUUGUUGAGCUUCCUGAUACUUGUCAAGGUCUGUACUACUGCAACAUCUUGAGUGGAGUUGUUAGAGGAGCUCUAGAAAUGGUGUCAAUGAAGACUGAAGUCACAUGGAUCCGUGAUAUGCUUCGAGGGGAUGAUGCUUAUGAGUUGCAGGUAAAACUUCUGAAGCAAGUUCCAGAAGAAUACCCUUACAAAGAUGACGAGUAAGAAGCUAGCUAGCUUUCCUUGAUGUUGAUGAGUACAUGCAGUGAGAUGUUUUAUUAUUGUCUUCUAACACAAAUGAUUCCUCUUUACAGUUUGAAAGAUUUUUGUUUCAUAUAAACUGAUCCAAUUUUAGAAGGGUUAGUGAUUGAUCGAA